CCUGACUGCUGCACCCAUGGUUUUGCGCGUAGAACUUGUGCUUGGCGAUGACGCUUUAAUAUGCACCAAGAGGCACCUAUCGCAAUGGUGGAGAGGACGGCCAACUGUCCUUUCGCUAUCGAGUUUGCACGAUAUCGGCCGUUUGUCCGCAAAAGCUGGAAACGCGUCGUUACUUGCAAGCAGGAGCUUCCAGUUUUUACGCGACUACCAGCAACGUCAAAACAGAGUCCGGACCCCGUGGAGCAGCUUGAAGCAAUCGAUGAGUUGUUCAUACAGUUUGAGAAGACCUCACUGGACACGGUGCCGGCAACUCAGCGGUGGCCCAGGUGGCUGACAGGAGGGAGGGAGAUGGCGCCACCUGAAGCAGUUGGUUUGGUGGAUCCAGAUCUAGACGAUCUGGAUGAAGACAGUCAAAGCAGCGCAAAGCCACUGGCCCUGGUCCUUUUUUCAGUCCUCUCAGUUCUUCUUCUCUUCAUCACCGUGGGAACCAUUGACCUGAACAAGUGGACUGAGGCAGAGCACCGGAAGCUAAAUGAGGAUGACUUCUUCACACCCUUUGACUACGAAGCCGCGCUGAACCCUACAACCACUUCGAAUCCAGAAGAAGGGAGCAUGAUCCCUUACAUGGAGAAAGGUAUGGAAUUUGCCGGAGCUACCCGCUUGGUGUGGAGAAAUGUGCUCAUUCCAUCGGAAUGUUGUGCCAGGUGUCAAAACGAUGCCCGGUGUCGUGUGUGGGUCCUUGACUCAGAGACUCAUGAGUGCAGCCUAAAGUGGGUGGAGCCAAACGCAACCUUGGAAAAGGUACCCAAGAAGAACUACAUUUCGGGCUUACCUUUCAAAUGGAGCAAGAAAAGCGUGCUGUGCUUCGCAGUAAUGCGACCCGAUACUUAUGAGCAAGGCCUCAUUGCUUGGCAGUAUCGCAACAAGGUGAACAUUUUUGCCUGCGAUGAGUGGGCCGUCUACAGCAGCCGCAAAGUGGAUGUGGUUCCAGGUUUCUUGCAAUCCGCAGUGGUGGACAGCGACUUAAAAUGCGAUGUUGGAGGUGAGUUUGGUGCAGCCUUGAACACAGAGAUCUUCUUCAAAGUUUGGGACCGUGUUUUUCAGGACAAACGCUAUCUUUUUCACGAAUAUGUUGUGAAGGUGGAUCCUGACACAGUCUUCCUGGUGGAUCGUUUGCGUGUGGCCCUUGCAUUCCAUCAUGAUGAGGAAGGAGGGGUCUACUUCAACAACUGCAAAUUUGGUUUGCAUGGACCCAUCGAAGUUUUUUCACAGAAAGCAGUGGACGUUUGGCAGGGUGGGCGCCAAAGAUGCGUGCACCACUUCGAGAAGCUUUGCUCAGGGCCAUGCUUGUGGGGAGAGGAUAUGUUCAUAGACCAAUGUCUCCAGAAAGUGCUGAAAGUGAAGCGCGUGAAUGACUGGAACUUGAUCAGUGAGGCUCAUUGUGACUCACCAGAUUGGCCAGAAUGUCGCAAUGGACAUGUGACCUUUCAUCCCUUUAAGGACUUGGUGUCAUAUCAGCAGUGCUUGGAGAAUGCAGCCGCCAAGUCAUGGACUGCUGGAGGGCAGCUGGUGGUUUGA
Cladocopium goreaui is the source of this 1578-nucleotide messenger RNA. The record is from the annotation of a GenBank genome assembly. NCBI's taxonomy places the organism in Eukaryota, Dinophyceae, Suessiales, Symbiodiniaceae.